Messenger RNA from Talaromyces proteolyticus, 1020 nucleotides. RefSeq lists its product as uncharacterized. The coding region runs from base 1 to 1020 and encodes 339 amino acids. NCBI's taxonomy places the organism in Eukaryota, Fungi, Ascomycota, Eurotiomycetes, Eurotiales, Trichocomaceae. The record is from RefSeq and is a predicted model, not a curated record. The transcript has 2 exons.
AUGGCUGCCUUGGUGGGCAAUGGGAUUCUCGUGGGUUUCGCCGGCCAAGCCGCUUUAUCCUUAGGUCUAUCUGCGUGGGUGUUCUUCCUAACCACCCACGGCAACAUAGAUGUCGUGCAUCCAGAAGGCUCUGUUCAGCGUGAGAUCGAGCGCAAGCGCUUGGACUUUGUUUCUAGUAUUUUAAUGAUCGGGUCUGAUAUCCAAUUGACGCUGGGGAUAGCAUAUAUGAUCACCGUCUUCUCGCAGGUACAACUGAUAGAUACAUACCACUUACACCUCGUCUUCGACAUUGUUAGCUUCGUCGGAGUAUCUAACACCGCCGCCCUCGUCUGUUGGAGAUUCUGCCGUGCUAAGAUCGACUCACCGGAUACGAAACGUCCUUCCGGGCGUCAUUCUAAGCGCAUCACCGAUUUUAUGUCCUAUUUCCGCGGUCACUACCGAGCCACUUUCCUCUAUAUCGCCUUAUACCUUGCCCUUACCAUUCUCCUCUGCAUCCGACUCAAUGACUGGGCUCCUAAUAAGGAACCUGGCCGUUGCUACCAUACGCACUUGGUCACCAACAUAACAGCCUCACAUCCCGCGAGCGAUCAGAUUUACGUGGCUGUUACUAGCUCUUGGCUUAUAGUUGUUACCAUUGCUGGCGUGUUCGGUGGAGUUAGGAGGAGACGUGGGAUUCUGCUGUUCUCCUCAUUACACUUCCCCUUGCACCUCUACAUGGCGAUUGCACUUCGGAAGGCAAAUGAUGGCAAGCUUGAUGGCGACAAUAAGCAGGAGAAUGAUUGGGACUUUGGCCAGACGACGGCGGUUGUCCUUCUAGGGGUUGCCAUCGUGGAACUGCUCAGCAAGGGAAAAGAGUACUAUGACUUUGAGAAGCAUGCGGCUAAGAAUGGGAAGUCCCGCCAUGCAAGUGACCGGUCGCUCCAGGAAGCUGAGGAUGGUAAUUCGACUGGCUAUCUCCUUGAUACCCUCCCUAGCUAUGGACACACUCCUGAAGAGAGGCUCCCUGUUACCAAGGGAUAG